This is a messenger RNA of Acipenser ruthenus (sterlet), 2263 nucleotides long. RefSeq names its product DNA replication licensing factor mcm5. Gene Ontology annotation, biological process: DNA replication initiation; DNA replication; double-strand break repair via break-induced replication. Gene Ontology annotation, cellular component: MCM complex; nucleus. Lineage: Eukaryota; Metazoa; Chordata; Actinopteri; Acipenseriformes; Acipenseridae. The record is from RefSeq and is a predicted model, not a curated record. Gene Ontology annotation, molecular function: ATP binding; single-stranded DNA helicase activity; DNA replication origin binding.
UUUUAUUUUUUUUAGUAAUAAUAGUAAAUCUAAUACUAAGAUGUCCGGUUUUGACGACGCCGGUAUUUUUUACAGCGACAGCUUCGGAGGGGAGCAGCAGGCGGACGAUGGAUCGGUCAAGAAAACUCACGUUAAGAAGAGAUUUCGCGAGUUUCUGCGUCAGUACCGGGUCGGGACCGACCGGACCGGCUUCACCUUCAAAUACAGAGACCUGCUGAAGAGACGCUGCACUCUGGGGGAGUUCUGGAUGGAGGUGGAGAUGGAGGAGCUGUCCAGCUUCGAUGAGGACCUGGCAGACUGUCUCUAUAAACAACCAUCGGAGCACCUGCCCCUGCUGGAGGAAGCUGCCAGGGAAGUAGCUGAUGAGGUCACCAAGCCCCGCCCUGCCGGAGAGGAAGCCAUACAGGACAUCCAGGUCAUGCUGAGGUCAGAGGGCAACCCGGCCAACAUGCGCAGCCUGAAGUCGGAUCAGAUGUCCCGGCUGGUUCAGAUCCCUGGGAUGGUGGUCUCGGCCGCGGCGGUCCGUUCGAAGGCGGUCCGCGUGUCUCUGCAGUGCCGGGGGUGUCGAGGCGUGAUCGCGAACAUCGCGGUGAGACCGGGGCUCGAGGGGUACGCCCUGCCACGCAAGUGCAACACGGAGCAGGCGGGUCGUGUGAAGUGUCCCGUCGAUCCCUACUUCCUGAUCCCUGAUAAGUGCUCCUGCGUGGAUUUCCAGACCCUGAAGCUGCAGGAGUCCCCGGAGUCCGUCCCGCACGGGGAAAUGCCCCGACACGUCCAGCUGUACUGUGACAGGUACCUGUGUGAUCGGGUGGUUCCUGGUAACAGAGUCACUAUCAUGGGGAUCUACUCCAUUAAGAAGUCUGGGAACCCGAGCCGCAGUAAGGGGCGGGACCGCGUGGGAGUCGGGAUCCGGAGUUCCUACAUCCGGGUCGUGGGGAUCCAGGUCGACACGGAGGGAGUAGGACGCAGCGUCGUGGGGGCGGUCUCUCCGCAGGAAGAGGAGGAGAUUCGCAGGCUGGCGGCCACGCCCAACGUCUUCGAGUCCAUCGCCAAGAGCAUAGCGCCCUCUAUCUACGGGAGCGUGGAUGUGAAGAAAGCCAUCGCCUGCCUGCUGUUCGGAGGCUCCCGCAAGAGGCUGCCUGAUGGUUUGACUCGGAGGGGGGAUGUCAAUCUGCUGAUGCUGGGAGAUCCCGGCACAGCCAAGUCCCAGCUGCUGAAAUUCGUGGAGCGCUGCGCCCCCAUCGCGGUCUACACCUCUGGGAAGGGCAGCAGUGCGGCCGGACUCACAGCCUCGGUAAUGAGGGACCCCGUUACCAGGAACUUCGUCAUGGAGGGCGGGGCCAUGGUGCUGGCCGACGGGGGCGUGGUCUGCAUCGACGAGUUCGACAAGAUGCGAGAGGAUGAUCGCGUCGCUAUCCAUGAAGCGAUGGAGCAACAGACCAUCUCUAUCGCCAAGGCUGGCAUCACCACCACUCUGAACUCUCGCUGCUCAGUCCUGGCUGCUGCUAACUCUGUGUUCGGUCGCUGGGACGAUACGAAGGGAGAGGAGAACAUCGACUUCAUGCCCACCAUCCUCUCCAGAUUCGACAUGAUCUUCAUCAUCAAGGACGAGCACGACGAGCACAAGGACAUGACGCUGGCGAAGCAUGUGAUGAACGUGCAUCUGAGCGCGCUCACAACCAACCAAUCCAGCGAGGGGGAGAUCGAGCUCAGCAUGAUGAAGAAGUACAUCUCCUACGCCCGGACGAAGUGCGGUCCGCGCCUCUCGGCCGACGCGGCGGAGAAACUGAAGAACCGGUACAUUCUAAUGAGGAGCGGAGCGAGAGAACACGAGAGAGAGAGCGACAAGAGAUCCAGCAUCCCCAUCACUGUCAGGCAGUUGGAGGCGAUCAUUCGUAUCUCUGAGUCUCUGGCCAAGAUGAAGCUCCGCCCCUUCGUUGCCGACGGCGACGUGGACGAGGCGCUCCGACUGUUCCAGGUCUCGACGCUCGACGCAGCCCGGUCCGGGAGCCUGUCCGGGGUGGAGGGCUUCUCCACCCCGCAGGAUCAGGAGAUGAUCUCUCGUGUGGAGAAGCAGCUCAAGAGGAGGUUUGCGAUCGGCUCUCAGGUCUCGGAGCACAGCAUCGUGCAGGACUUCAUCAAGCAGAAAUAUCCGGAGCACGCGAUCUACAAAGUUCUUCACCUGAUGAUGAGACGAGGAGAGAUCCAGCACAGAAUGCAACGCAAAGUGCUGUACCGAAUCAAAUAGAGACAGAGGGACAGG